AUGGCAUGUAGCACGAGUGUAGCCACUCCUGACAGACCUGAGUCUUCUCCUAAAAAUGAACACCUGUCUGAUGAUGAACUGGAUGAAUAUGAUUUGGAAAAUUAUGAUGAACAAACAGGUGAUAUAAAACUUGGAGACUCUUUGGCUACUCUGGCGGUAUAUGGGAGUAAUGACCAUGACCCUUACAUCACUCUAAAAACCACUGAUCAAUAUGAACAGGAGGACUUCUUGAUUAAGCCCACUGACAAUCUUGUUCUUUGUGGCAGAGCUGAUAAAGACUGCUGUAGUUUGGAGGUCCAUGUUUAUAAUCACGAAGAGAACUCCUUUUAUGUACAUCAUGAUAUUAUCUUGCCUGCUUACCCUCUAAGUCUGGAGUGGUUGAAUUUUGAUCCUAGUCCUGAUGAAUCAAUAGGAAAUUAUGUUGCAGUGGGUAACAUGACCCCAGUUAUUGACAUUUGGGACCUGGACAUAGUAGAAUCCUUAGAACCAGUCUUUUCUCUUGGAGGCAAGAAAGAGAAAAAGAAGAAAAAGAAAGGAAAGAAAAGUUUAUCAUCAGAAGGUACAGUGAAGGAACAUACUGAUGCUGUGCUUGAUCUUUCAUGGAAUAAACAAAGCAGGUAA
Tauraco erythrolophus (red-crested turaco) is the source of this 621-nucleotide messenger RNA. The record is from RefSeq and is a predicted model, not a curated record. Lineage: Eukaryota; Metazoa; Chordata; Aves; Musophagiformes; Musophagidae.